AUGUACUAUUUCCUUUCCAUGCUCUCCAUCUCUGACCUAGGGCUAUCCCUCUCUUCUUUACCCACCACAUUGGGACUAUUCCUAUUUGGUAUCCAUGAAAUUCAUGCAGCUCCAUGCUUUGCCCAGGAGUUUUUCAUCCAUCUGUUCACAGUCACGGAAGCCUCUGUGCUGUCUGUAAUGGCAUUUGACCGAUACGUGGCAAUCCACAAUCCUUUGAGAUACAGCACAAUCUUAACUGGCCCGAGAGUCAUCAAAACAGGCAUCUUUCUGACUUCCAAGAAUGUUCUUUUGAUUCUUCCAUUGCCCUUUCUUUUGCAACGGCUGAAAUACUGUCAUCAAAACCUGCUCUCCCACUCCUAUUGUCUCCAUCAGGAUGUCAUGAAGCUGGCAUGCUCUGACAACAGAGUCAACGUUGUUUAUGGACUCUUUGCUGCACUUUCUACUAUGUUGGACUUAGUGUUUAUUACUUUCUCCUACAUUAUGAUUUUAAAGACUGUACUAGGAAUAGGAACCCCCAGAGAGCAGUUCAAGGCCCUUAACACCUGUAUCUCUCACAUCUGUGCCGUGCUCAUCUUCUACGUGCCCAUGCUAAGUGCAGCGAUGCUCCACCGUUUUGCCAGGGAUGUGUCUCCUAUGGUCCAUGUGCUCAUGGCUGAUAUAUUCCUUCUGGUACCACCACUCAUGAACCCCAUUGUGUACUGUGUGAAGACCCGUCAAAUCCGGGAAAAGGUUGUGGGGAAAUUUUGUCCAAAAAUAAAUUGA
Molecule: messenger RNA, 762 nt
Organism: Microcebus murinus (gray mouse lemur)
Lineage: Eukaryota; Metazoa; Chordata; Mammalia; Primates; Cheirogaleidae
Product: olfactory receptor 51A4-like
Biological process (GO): G protein-coupled receptor signaling pathway
Cellular component (GO): plasma membrane
Molecular function (GO): olfactory receptor activity; G protein-coupled receptor activity
Source: RefSeq, a predicted model, not a curated record